CGGAGUUAACCAUGGCCUUCACUGACGCAAAAGUUCCAAAACUCUCUUAGAAUCCUUGUAAAAGCUAAUGGGCAUGCCUGACUCUCCUCCUCUUGUACAGAUGCCUCCAGCUUGGAGGAGAGCUGAAGAUGAAGGACAGAUUAGAGGAGCUGAAGAACCGAGUGAAUGAAGACGCAGAUGCUUGGGAUCUGGACUCGACUCUUUCCUUCAACAACCCCAUUUUCAAGGAAGAGGAAGGCAAUCUCAUGAGCAAAGUGUUCCAGGAAAUCACCAGCCUCUCCUUAGCUCUGGAUAAGCUGGAAGAGUUAUCGGAGAACAUUGACAAGAAGCAACAGCAGGUACUGUGCUGUACUACGGAGGAAAGCAUUUGCGAACAGAAGAAAGAGCUUGGUAAGGUUAAAGACUUUUUCACCAGUGAGGCCAAAACCCUUCAGCCAAAGCUCAAUGACAUCCAAGAGUCCCUCACCAGAGACAGCCGGCAAUGGCUGGCCAUCCACCGCAUCCGCCAUAACCAGCUCUCUGUCCUGAUCAACCGUUAUCGCGAGAUCAUCACCCACCAUUAUGCCAAGGAGACCCAGUACGUUGAGAAGCUGAAGGAGCAAAUCAGGAGACAAACAGAACUGGCUGGCUUGAGUCUCCAGGAGGAGGACAUCAAACGCCUGGUGGAGAGCCCUGUGGCACCGCGCAUCGUGGGCCAAGACUUGGAAGUGCUCAAAGCCAAGCAACACCUGGCCAUGGCACAAGUGCGCCACCAACAGCUGCUUGACUUGGAGGCCCAGAUCAGUGAGCUGCACUCCCUCUUCAUGCACUUUGAGGUCCUGGUGGCUGAACAGGGGGAGACCAUCAACAGCAUUGAGUACAAUGUCCUCCAUACCCUCGAUUACAUCUCCCAGUCAAACGAGGAGGUCAAGAAAGCCCUCAAAUACGAGCGGCAGUCGCGUUUUUCUGCGGCAUUGUCAGCAUUACUCAGCCUCUGUGCCUGCUGCACAUGCAUUUCAUGCCUGGCAACUUCAAGUGUGGUGCAUUGACUCAAAAGUUGGGAGGUGGGCAUUUCCUCUGAAGGGAAAAAGCACUGGCAGAUAGCACUGCAGAGCAUUUGAUUUACACAUCAAUGCAGGUCAGUCCAGGGUGAAUGGACGUCUUUGGGGCAGAUGCAUCCAGAAAGACUGUACAAUGCACUCCUGUGUUGACAGAGAUUGUCAAGUGUUUUGUUCUGUUUUUAAGAACAUAGGAAGAGGUUUUCUAGGUCAGAUUAUUUUUGCCUAGUAUCCUAUUUCUGACAAUGCACAGCCAAAGCCCUAUGUAGGCCAUGGAGGUGACACAUCUCUCCAUUUGGGCAUUUCUAAUGGCUGUUAUACAGUGUCUUGUAUAUGUCUGGAGGUUCCAUUCAGCUAGUUGUGACUAAAAGCAAUAGAUAGACCUUACUUGCAGUGGAGGAUUCAACAUAUGUUUCAGGUGGUCACCAUCCAGCUCCAAAAAAAGUACAUGCUUGCAGACACUGUCUCAUUUUUUAUGCCUUUGUCUGUUCCAAAACAGACUUUGCUUGGGAAACACAGGGCUAGUCCUGCCAUCCAGCAAGGAAAAGGACAUGCUUAGGGUACUACAGUAUUCUGAUUUGGGUGGGCAGGAUUCUACAUUGAUUCUGAAGGAUUCAUCAGAAGGUUUUAAUAUUUUGGAUCUAAGAGUGGGCUGCAGAAUACGAUGUGGGUUUCAGUUUAGCCAACAAAAUAUCUAGGGUUGACGUAGCUGACUUCUAGCUUCGGUUAAACUCUACACAUUACUAUAGAGAGUAUGCUUGUAGCAGCUUUGAGAAAGAUGUUUGUAGCAUAAGCUUCCAUAGACUCAGUCUAUUUCAUAUUAGAUACAUCUAAUGAACUAUACUGAGUUUAUGAAAUGCAUCUAUUAAAGUUUACUGAGUCUACAAAAGCAUAUGCUAUUACAAAGUAAUAAUGAUAAUAAUAAAUUCUUAUUAUACAGAACAAAACCUCUUUCUCCCAGUCUCAAAGGUGCUAAAAGAUCCCUUUGUAUACUGAUGCGGAUUGACAUUGCCAUGCCUUUAAUUCUGGGAAUUACUGUAAUUCAGGCUGCUCCAAAGAAUGCACUUGUAAUCUGGGAUCAAACUUUGUUCUAUUUUUCCUCCCCCGGCCUUAGCCUUUCUUUUCUUCUCCUUAUUACUAUUUUUGCAAGGAAUUGCUGCUAAUUCUUGCGGUUUGUGUCCCUGUAGUUUUAAUCCAUGUCCACAUGAACAAAGAGAGGGGGCUGUUUUUCCAAUCAAAGACGAGGUUAUUGUACCAUUAAAGGAAAAGCAAAAACACCCAAGAACUCCACAACCAUGAUUCAGAUUGCUCUUCCUCUUAUCGGGAAUACUAUACUGUAUGAAUUAAGGGUGUCAACGUUUACAUUAUCUAUCUCUGUGUAAAUAUAGAGAUAUCCCGCAUCUUUUGGUCUCCUGUUACACAAGGAUACACACAGGUCUUCUCCGCUGAGUUUGUAUUUUCAUAGUGUGAGGGCGGAGGUGGGAUAAUGACCCCAUACCUUCCAACCAUCUUCUAUUCGAAAAGGGAGAGUCCCAAUUUAUCCUGUGCCCUUCCACCUUUUAAGCUCCUUUUAAAAUGUCCUCCUCUUCCCACUUUGCCUCUUUGUCCUCAGCUUACUUCAAUUGCUGCAAACUGAGUUCAAAGUGCAAAGGUGGUUUGCACUCAGUUGGCUCAGCAAAGGAAGAGGAAUGGGAGGAAACCUGCCCUUCCCAGUGGACUCAGGCAAAAGCAAACUGCUACAGACUCUUCUGCUUUAUUGUAAUAUGUUUUUCCAUCUCAACCAUGCUCUGACGUUACUUGGCACCAUGUGUCCUGGUUUUCACCCAUGAAAUGUUUGAGAGCAUGCCACCUUUACCCCAGCCCUAAAGGAGAACUGCAGCUAAAGUCAGAAGCAGCGAGGAAACAUGGUUGGAGAUGAAGUGGAUGAUGUCUUCUCCUUCCCAAUGGGCUCAGACAAAAGUAAACCGUGGCAACCUCUCCUUGCUUGUGUGUUCUUCCUUAUUUAUAACGUCUGUGAUGUUGACCAUAUUUUCAUUCAUGUCCUGGUUUUCACCUGUGAAAUGUUGGAGAUACUGUAAGACUGUGACAGUUCAAUUCUAUAUUAAUGCUCACCUUUUGUAUGGUUUUCCUUGUAUUGUUCUUAGACUCUGUACUGCUUUGAGUCCCAAUUUUGGGGGAAAGGCAGGUAAUAACAACAACAACAACAACAACAACAA
Messenger RNA from Sceloporus undulatus (fence lizard), 3253 nucleotides. Its product is annotated as syntaxin-3-like. The record is from RefSeq and is a predicted model, not a curated record. Gene Ontology annotation, cellular component: presynaptic active zone membrane; endomembrane system; plasma membrane. Bases 129 to 1028 code for a protein of 299 amino acids. NCBI's taxonomy places the organism in Eukaryota, Metazoa, Chordata, Lepidosauria, Squamata, Phrynosomatidae. Gene Ontology annotation, molecular function: SNAP receptor activity; SNARE binding. Gene Ontology annotation, biological process: synaptic vesicle fusion to presynaptic active zone membrane; intracellular protein transport; exocytosis. The transcript is spliced from 2 exons.